AUGGUUGCGUCCUUCGAGUGUGCUCUCCUUAUUGCACAAUCCAAAAAGCCGCACACUAUCGGGGAAACUCUGAUCAAACCCGCUUGUGUAAAAAUUGCAGAAAUAAUGUGCGGGACACAGGUGGCUUCCAAACUUAAAACUGUACCUCUGUCCAAUAAUACAGUAAAAGACAGAAUCGACAUAAUGGCAGAUGAUGUUGAGAACACGUUGGUUGAAAAGUUAAAGAUGCACCCAUUUUCUAUCCAACUUGAUGAAACUUUCACUGUGGUAGAUGAAGCAGUACUCAUUGCAUAUGUGCAGUACAUUGAAGAUGCCGAAAUAAAGCAGGACAAUCUUUUGUCUACUAAUUUGUCAACAACGACACGAGGAGAAGAUAUUUUCCAUUCGAUUGAUACGUACUUCACCAAGCAAAACAUUCCCUAUAAUAAUUUAGUCGCAUGGUGCACAGAUGGAGCUGCUUCAGUGAUGGGGAAAAAUAAGGGCUACAAUGCGCAUGUGAAGGAAAAGGCUCCUCACUGUCUUGUGUUUCACUGUAUGAUACACCAUCAAGCCCAGGCCAGCAAACACCUCUCUGAUGAGCUGAAUGAAAUGCUCAAGACAGCUGUAAAAAUCGUCAACUUUAUUAAAGCCCAUCCGGUGAACAAACGAAUCUUUGCGGAGCUCUGUGAAGAUGAGGCACACCAGACACUCCUCCUUCAUACCGAAGUGCGCUGGCUGUCAAGGGGCCAAGUAACAUCAUACCUGGCUGAUAUUUUCAGUCUAUACAACGAAACAAACAAGCGCAUGCAGAGCGCGGAGGCAAACAUCCUGGAAUGCAAGGAAAUCAUUGAUUCAUUUGUGCAUAAAGUGGAAUUCAGAAAGAAUAAACUUAUGAAAAGGUACCUACAAAGCUUUCCAUCACUUCUCAAACAGACUGAGGGAAAUUUACCUGAAUCCUUGAGAAAAGAGUUCACACGUCACAUGGAACUGCUACAGGAGGAGAUGAAGUCACGACUCUCGGAUGUUGAUGAACAUGUCGCCAAAUGCACAUGGGUAAUGGAUCCAUUCACUGCAAAGGAGGAGGACGUGGAGUAUUUAGAAGCGGAGGACGAGCUCUUGGAUGUUAAGACAAAUUCUCUUCUGAAGAGAUUCUUUACCGAACACGGGUACAAACGGUUCUGGCUCGUGAAAGGACCCGACUUCGCGCCUAAGCUUGUGCACCAUGCCACAACCAGACUCAUCCUGCCGUUUGCCACAACAUAUCUGUCGGAGACUGCUUUUAGCUCUCUGGUAACCAUCAAAACGAAGGCACUCAACAAGCUAGACUUGUACAAUGACUUUCGUCUAGCUGUCACAAAAAUCAUGCCUGCUAUCCAAUCUCUAGCUCAAGAAAUGCAGGCCCAGGACUCACAUUAA
Molecule: messenger RNA, 1395 nt
Organism: Myxocyprinus asiaticus (Chinese sucker)
Lineage: Eukaryota; Metazoa; Chordata; Actinopteri; Cypriniformes; Catostomidae
Product: protein ZBED8
Exons: 2
Coding region: 1-1395 (464 amino acids)
Source: RefSeq, a predicted model, not a curated record